AUGGCUACCCCCGCUACUUGCACCAGGUUCACGGAUGAAUACCAGCUGUACGAGGAGCUUGGAAAGGGCGCGUUCUCAGUGGUGCGGAGGUGUGUAAAGAAGUCAUCGGGACAGGAAUAUGCUGCAAAAAUCAUCAACACUAAGAAAUUGUCUGCAAGAGACCAUCAGAAACUGGAGAGAGAAGCGCGGAUCUGUCGUCUCCUAAAACACCCCAAUAUUGUGCGGCUCCACGACAGCAUUUCAGAGGAAGGUUUUCACUACCUCGUCUUUGACCUGGUGACGGGGGGAGAGCUCUUCGAAGACAUCGUAGCCAGAGAAUACUACAGUGAAGCCGACGCCAGACUUAACCAGAAUUUGCCCACAAAUGGGAUCAGGGCCAUUUCUUUCCACAACAUGGGCUUGGGUUGGACGUGA
Messenger RNA from Knipowitschia caucasica, 414 nucleotides. The record is from the annotation of a GenBank genome assembly. NCBI's taxonomy places the organism in Eukaryota, Metazoa, Chordata, Actinopteri, Gobiiformes, Gobiidae.